Messenger RNA from Annulohypoxylon maeteangense, 2507 nucleotides. RefSeq lists its product as uncharacterized. The transcript has a single exon. The record is from RefSeq and is a predicted model, not a curated record. Lineage: Eukaryota; Fungi; Ascomycota; Sordariomycetes; Xylariales; Hypoxylaceae. Gene Ontology annotation, molecular function: DNA-binding transcription factor activity. Bases 456 to 2210 code for a protein of 584 amino acids.
GGAAGCAGGAUGCCCGAAACAUGUGCGGUCCAUAACACACACACCCGGCAGCAUAUUAGUUAAGUCGAUUUCUUCUUCAUGGCUUCUUUGUUUUUCUUAGAAGCAAGUUGCUUCAUACUUCUUGCUUCGCCCCAUUGUUGCCUGAGAAGCGUGUGUUGUAACACAUGCGAGAUCAAGUUUACUUCCAUAAGUCACGCCAUUCCCUGGAGUCCCUUUUUACAAGUCUGCCUUGCGAGCUUCUUCUUUGAAUAUCAUUGUCCCCCUUUCUCUUGGUGGUUGCUACCUACAAGUCCUUCUCUUCGAAAAAGAGGUCUCAGUUAAUACGCAGCGCCGCAGGAUUAUAUUUCUAGAUUCAUCUCUCCUAAUAAGCACUUUAAAUAAACACGAAGAGACCUGGCGGUCUGUGUACGCUGCUGUUGCCCAGUCGACAACCCAGGCCAGACUGCUUAGCAAAGAUGGACUACCAACACUAUACGUACUCGGAGAACAUGCAAUUUCCAUUAUAUGUGGAUAGCCCGCUGACGGAUGCCUCGGUUGAUGGUUCGGUUGAUCAGGGUCUCAAGCCUUCGGAAUCUUCUCCUUGGGCCCCGCAGAUGCGGCGCUACCUUUCAGAAAUCAAUAAGUCUGCACAAGUCGGCUAUCAAAUGGCCGGACCUGCCUUCACCGAGGCUGUCACUCGAAGAAAUGAUGGUGUGGCACCGCUUCCAUCCAGUCUACUCCAGCGUCGAGAUUCACCCUCGUUCUCUCAUACAUCAUCGACGUGUAGUAGUAUGUUAAGUCCACAAGGAGAGCUUGACUACUACCAAGCAAAUUCACCAUCGACGCCCCCCGACACGACAUUGAUGUCUCCAUUCUUCGCCCACUAUGAGACUACUAACUGCCGUGCUCAAUUAUAUCAGUUCACUGGUCUUGCCGAUGACUGUGUGAAGCCAAUUGAUAUUAACCCAUAUCAAGAAACGCCUGAGAGCUUUUGCGAUGACGGUAACCCGAGGGCGGAAUUCCCUUCAAGGGGAUACAGUAUGUCAAGCGAUGACAGUGGUGUCCACACGGACAUGUGCUGUAGACGAGAGAAGACCGAAGUCGCUCAACCGAUGAGCCCCGAUGAGUUCACUCCGAUUGUGAAAGAGGAAAUACGCAUUCCUGAAUCUAUUGAGACUUAUCCCGCAUUCGAAUCAGAAGAUGAAAUGACUUCUAGCGAGGAGGCACCUCAUUUGGAUGUAAAACGCGAAGAAGCGGAGGACGACGAAUAUAAACCGAAUCAAAGACAAAAGCGGGUGAAACCCAGCGUAAGCCGUUAUACGAGGAACCGCAAGCGGCAUAGCAGUUCAGCAUCUUGCUCAGAAUUGAAACGGCCCAAGAUGGAGUUCGGUAGCUCCAACACAAUUAGUAGAUCGAGCACUAAACCUAUGAUUCAAGGAGCAAAGGGCAGUUUCUCCUGCACAGAGUGCUCCAAAAAGGUCUUCUUUAAGGAUGAGAACGGCCUACAAAACCACAUCAAGAAGCAACACACUCGACCAUUUGUCUGCGUCUUCGGUUUCGCAGGUUGCAAUUCAACAUUUGCUAGCAAGAAUGAAUGGAAGCGACACUGUUCUUCGCAACAUCUUGUUUUGAAUUAUUGGAUCUGCCAGCAGGAUCAAUGCUCCAAGACUUCGAGUAAAUCAUCUCCUGCCCGCAACCGUUCCACCGCACAUUGUCCCCAAUAUAGCUCCUUAACUAGCAUUCCUCGUGGGACUAUAUUCAACCGCAAAGACCUUUACACACAGCAUCUUCGGCGCAUGCAUAUCCCGCCGAACCUUAAGAAGCAGGUCAAACAAAGGAAGCCAGCCCCCGAAUGGGAACUCCGCGAGCGUACCCACCAAGAUGAAGCAAAGAGGACGCGCUGCAACCUCCCGAUCCACAUGCGAUGCCCGGCUUUCGGCUGCGGUGCCCGUUUUGAUGGGCCAAAUGCAUGGGAUGACCGGAUGGAGCACGUCGCUAAACAUCUAGAGAAAGCCGUCACUGGCUCGGAGCAGCCAAUAGAGUUUGGCGGAGAACAUGACAAUACCCUCAUAGACUGGGCGACGCGCGCCGACAUUGCCAUUAUCGAGAGAGGAGAUAAGGGGAAAUGGAGACUACGCAACCCUCUAAAGCCCAGCAACAGCCCGACAGCGGGGAUGAACACGAGCGCAGAGGGGGACGAGGAUGCCGAGGGCGAAGAGGUUGACGAGUGAAUGGCUCUAAAGACACACGAUUCGUUUCACAAUUUGUUAAAAUACCCCCAAUAUCCUUGGGCCUUGGUGGCAACGCAACUUAGGUAGAGUAGACAUGUAGACACGCUUAUUAUAGGACGGAAUGUUUCUGAUAGUUUAAGGGUUUGUAAUGAUUAUGGUAUAUAUCGGGUUUGAUGGGCAUGGGAAAAGGCCGGCGAUUGUUAGAAUCGUCAAGCUUGACGGCGUUCGUAAUUACCUAGGUAUCAAUGACAUGAUGAUGUAACUACACCACUGCGCUCGAACAGACAUUUUGCGAAG